AAUAAAAUAAGAUUACGUUUUUUGGAUUGAAAUAAAUCUUUAUUUAAUAUUUAAAAAAUACCAAUUAAAUAAAAAUGAAUUUUAGUAUUGAUAAAACUUAAGAUUUUAAUAAUACCUAAUCUAAAAGCAAGAAUAAUAAGAGAGUAUAUAGAUAAAAAUUAUCUAUUUCAGAUCGUAUACAUUGCUUUGAUUACAUUUCUUGGUCUGCUCUAGUUUUAGUGUUUACAUCAAUUUGGUAAAUAGCUAUUCCUUUUUCUUGGGUUGACGCUGGUACAGAAAAAUGGCUAGGAAUUGUUUCUAUUUUUACUUUAAUUUAUUCAUUUGUUCUGCUUGCAUGGUCUAAACACAAUCACUCUACUCAUAAAGAAUUUUAUGCGAAAUCACUUCUACAUCAAAGAUUUAAAGGAUAAAAUUCAAAUCCUACAAGCAUUCAAGAAUUGAUUAGACCUAGCACUCUUUUGGACUUUUAAGAUCUUGAUAAUUUGGAUGAAGAUGAAAGUGAUAUUGAAAUAUCAGGAAUAUCAUUUGCCAAGUUCUCUUUUAUCUUAUGUUUAAUACUAAUAAUUUUUUUAAGUGGCUUGUUAGUAGGUAACGAAAUAUUUGAAGGCUAUUUCAAAGCAAUAGAAGAAGCUAAUAAUUUAUUUUCUGGAGAAAAUGAUAGCUAAAAAAUGACAUAUGUAUUGCUGUUAUCCUAAACACUAUGCACUCUUUUAUCGAUUAUAAAUUUUUUAUAUAUUGUCUACGAAAUAACAAGGCUCUGCCUCUAUCCAUUUGAUUUUUCAUCAAAUGUUAAUUUCUUUUUUUGCACUUUCUGUUGUGUUUCUAAUGUGUGCUUUUUAUUCCAUAUGUAUCUUUAAGAUUACAUAAAGGUUAAAAAAGUUGAGACUCUGUAACACCAAGGACUUAUAACACAAAUAGGGAUAAUUAGUUUUAUUUCUGGUUUGUCCACAUUUUUUUUAAUGUUUUAUAAUUUUUUCAAUACGAGAUCAAAAAAACCUAAUUAAAGCUAUUAUGUUUGGUUUACAGUGAUCUACUUUGUUGUUGGAGGUAUUUUAUUUGCAUAAUCUCUUAUCAUAUAUAUGGAUGUAAAAAAUUCAUAUAUACAUUUGAAUGGUAACUGUAUUUAAGAUGUGAGAGAUUACUCAAAAACAUUUCUAGAAUCAAUUGGUUGUCCUUAAAAGUAUUUUUAGACUAAAUAUUUCAAAAAUGAGAUUUAUGAUAUGAAUUGUAAGGAGGAGAAUAUUGGAUUAGUCUGGGAAGAUGACUUGCUAAAGGAAAUAAGCUAAAAGAAAAAUAAUAGAAGCUGUUUAAAUGUAAGUUGCUGCAAACUUAUAGGAUAGUUUGAUGCUGUUUAAUUUUGGACUUUUUUAAUUUUAUCUACCAUUCUAUGUUCAAACUCAAUGGUGUUAUUCUUUUUUUGUUUAAUAUUAUAUACAUACAAAGAUAAAUAGGUGAUCAGGUUGACAACAAAAACUCUGAGUUCUAGCAGAUUUGCUGUAUUUGUUCUUUUUAUACUUAUAUUUGUCUCAGUUUCAUCUCUAGCUUAUAUUUUUGUGGAUUUGUAAGAUUACACCGUACCUCCAAAAAGACCUGAAAUCUCAUUUAGCAAAAACUCUACAAAUUUAUCAUCACACAAUUAAAUUUUUACAAAAUUUUAUGAUCUUUCAAGGAAUUAGCAAAAUUAAUUAGCACUAAACCUCAGUUAGAAUGGCUCAAAAAAAUAAGUUUAUCAGGAUAUUAUUCCUCAAAGUAAAAUAAAAGGUUGUAGAAAUGUUAUAAACUACCUUGAAUCUAAAAUAGAAUUUAAAAUAAAUGAAUCGUAACAAUGCAAGAAUACCACUUAGUCUUGUAAUGUUAAUUAAGGAUAUUAAGUUUGCUUAAAUGGUACAAAAGGUUCUUUUUCUGUAUCUCCUACAUUUUUGAGUAAAACUGUCAGGAUAAAUAAUUUUAAAAUUUGGGACCCUUAUAGAAUAAUAAAGGGUAAAGAAGGGUAGAUAUUAGAAGACAGCAUUUGCUUUAGUGCAAUAUAAAAAGAUUGUAAUAAGUUUUUAACAAACCAUCUUUACUUUUGUGUUAAUGAGAAUAUUUAAGAUAGUGAUAUCAAAGGAAUGGUUUAAUUGUAAUCCAUAUUAGAAAUAUCCCUGAAAUUUCCUUCUAUAUCUGAUGGAGUAAGUAUUUUAAAUAGAUAAGAAAUUGAAUUGGAAGAAAAAGAAAAUGAAAUUUUAAAAAAAUAACUCGUUUUUAAUCACCACGAGAAAAAAAAAGAUGAGAAAAAAGAAACUAAAAAAAAGGAUUUAAUUACCAUCUAUUAGUAAGGAGAUAAAGACUGGAUUAAUUUAGUUAUUACUACUUUUGGGGCAGAAAACGGUAAUAUAUUAAAUGAAAGUGAAAUUCUUGUUUAUCCUGAAGCUUAUGAUUGUGAAUAAAUCAACUACAAAUUAAAUUUUCCAAUCCGUAAACAGAUUACAGAUGCAAACGGAUAGUCGAUUAUAUACAAUUUACCUUGGGGCUAAACAUAUGCUAUUCAUUAUCACCAUGAUGAUUAUUUGAUGAAUUGUAUAGUUGUUAAUUCAGAGAGUGUAUCUAGGGGUAGUUCUUUUCCUAUUUAAGCUCCUUUAGCUUAUAAAUUUAAGGAUAGGGAAACUUUUAAAAUUCUUUUGUCUUGGUCAACACCAAUUUUAUCCUUAAGAAUAAGUGGAACAUUCAAUUUUGGAAACUAGCUAUAAUGCUAAGCUGGCUUUUACUAACCUGAGUGUGGGGGGAUGAAAUCAUAUAAUUCAUAAAAAUUUCCAUCUUAAGUUAUUACUUUAGAUGAUAUUGGCUAAUUUGAAUACCUGUUUUAUGUUGAACAUCUCUAAGAAUAUAUAAAUCUUAGAAAUAUUUAGGAUUUUGAAGAAUUUGACCUGAUGAAUGAAGAUAAAUAGCACCUAAAAAUGCUGAACUAAUUAUUUUAUUAAUCUAAUGCUACAGUUAAGAUUUAUGUUAAGGAAAGGCCUUAACCUGUGAGUGAGUAUAAAAUACCACCUUUUCAAAUGAGCUAAUUAACUAGAAAAAGGCAUCCUAUUUGGCUUACUCUCUGUUUGGAUGGGAAAGUUGGACCUAUAAGCCAGACACCGCUCAAUAAAUAUUGGGAAAAAGUAGAUUAACCUUUAAAUUAUUGGUAAUCUUAAAAAGGAAGUUAGUCUCUUCCAGAUUCAAGCAUCUGUAGAAAAUUUUAUGAAAGCAAAUAAAAAAAGUUGUGAUAAGUCUAAAUAUUUUUAUUAAUAUAA
Molecule: messenger RNA, 3269 nt
Organism: Tetrahymena thermophila SB210
Lineage: Eukaryota; Ciliophora; Oligohymenophorea; Hymenostomatida; Tetrahymenidae
Product: transmembrane protein, putative
Exons: 7
Source: RefSeq, a predicted model, not a curated record